Solanum pennellii is the source of this 1019-nucleotide messenger RNA. Its product is annotated as homeobox-leucine zipper protein ATHB-40-like. The transcript has 3 exons. Bases 271 to 891 code for a protein of 206 amino acids. Gene Ontology annotation, cellular component: nucleus. Gene Ontology annotation, biological process: positive regulation of DNA-templated transcription. Gene Ontology annotation, molecular function: sequence-specific DNA binding; DNA-binding transcription factor activity, RNA polymerase II-specific. The record is from RefSeq and is a predicted model, not a curated record. Lineage: Eukaryota; Viridiplantae; Streptophyta; Magnoliopsida; Solanales; Solanaceae.
UUUGUAUACAAUAUUCCAAUGUCACCUUCAAAUUCUAUGUAUGUGAAAUUACAUUAGAUAUGCUAUUAUCGUUCUGAACAGGACAUGUGAACAUCAAGAGAGAAAGAAGGUGCAUCCCAUACAACUAGCUAGCUCUAUAAAAUAAAGUCUUACCAAAUACCAUAAUUUUUUAAAAGUAUUCCUUUCUACACUUUCUAGCUAUAUAUCCACUUUAAUUUCAUUUUCUACAUCAAUAAGCAAAAGCAAUAACAAGAGAGAAGGAAAGGGAUUAUGACAAGCAGCAAGGUUGAUGAUCAAAUGGAACUCAUUUCUCACUUCUACCCUCAUAUUUACGCCCAAUUAGCACAACAACAAGGAGAGACGGUGAAACCGCGAAGGAGAAGGAAGAAGAACGAAGUUGAAGGGAGAAACAACACUAGUGAGGUUGUGAUGAAGAAGAGAAAGUUGCUUAGUGAAGAACAAGUUAAUCUUCUUGAACGAAGUUUUGGGGACGAGCACAAGCUAGAGAUGGAGAGGAAGGCCAAGCUUGCUUCUGAGCUUGGCCUUGAUCCUCACCAAGUCGCGGUGUGGUUCCAAAACAAGAGGGCUAGAUGGAAGAACAAGAAACUUGAGGAGGAAUACUCCAAGUUAAAGACUCAACAUGAGCUUACCAUCAUUGAGAAAUAUCGACUUGAAAGUGAGGUGUUGAAGAUAAAAGAGCAAUUGUGUGAAGCACAGAAGGAGAUAGAAAGGCUAUUAUUGGAACAUAAAAGUGAUAUUUCAAGCAAUAAUAGCCCAACUUCAUCAAUAUUCUCAAUGGAGCAGCCACAUUUUGAUCUUGGAGAGUUUAGAAUGGAGGGGCAAUUAAUGGAUGAUAAUAUGUUAUUUAAUAUAACUCUUUGGGAUGAUUAGAAUGGGUUUAAAUUUAUAAUCCAAAUGUAUAAUAUUGAUUAUCCAUAUGUAUAAAAUUAUAAAUGUAGAAAUGUGUAAUUUCUUUCUUUUGUAACAUGAUUUGUGGUUAACUACUCUCUUUCAUUUUA